GACGGCAUUUUAUACAUUUUAGCACCAACAUUCGCACCAUGUUCGUUUAUAUAUAAUGGCAGCCACUUUAGCGGAGGAAAUAACAAAGCACUCUGUUCACACACUUGUAUUUCGUUCUAUUAAGAGAACACACGAUUUAUUCUUAGCGGAUCAUGCUUUGGCUGUUCCACAAGACAAAGAGGCUGAUGAACUGAGAAGAAAACUCAAAAUUCACGCAGAAUACUCACACUUAAAAGAAAAGCAAGCAAACCAAAAUAUCCACAAUUCACAGCAUUAUUUGGCAAUUGAAAAUAAUAAAGGUUUAACAGAUGGCUCAACAGCAAAUCAAAGACAUCCUGCUGCAUUAGCAGUCAAUCAAUCAUUAGCUCGUUAUCCUUCAGAUCAAAUAUCUGAAAACAAUCAAUAUGCAGCUGGGAUUCAAGAUAUUACAAAUAAAGCUCUUUCUUCAGGUGGUUUAGAGCGUAUUGCUCCUCCAAAACGUGCUCUUGCUACAACUGGUGAAAGUAAAGUUCCUUUUUCUCAUGGAAUGAUUGCUCGAAAAGCAACUACUAUGCCUAAACCUACCUGGCAUGCUCCAUGGAAACUAAUGAGGGUUGUAAGUGGCCACACAGGCUGGGUGAGAUGUGUGGCUGUUGAGCCAGCAAACCAGUGGUAUUGUACUGGGUCAGCUGAUAGAACAAUAAAGAUAUGGGAUCUUGCUACAAGCAAAUUAAAGCUUUCAUUAACUGGACAUAUAAGUACAGUGCGUGGGGUGGCAGUGAGUACGCGCCAUCCAUAUUUAUUCUCGUGUGGUGAAGACAAAAUGGUAAAAUGUUGGGAUCUUGAAUAUAAUAAGGUUACUCGCCAUUAUCACGGUCAUUUAAGUGCAGUUUAUUCACUUAGCAUUCAUCCAACAAUUGAUGUUCUUGUAACUGCUGGAAGGGAUGCUACUGCAAGGAUAUGGGAUAUGCGGACUAAAACUUGCGUGCAUACCCUUGUUGGUCAUACAAACACUGUUGCAGAUGUUAAAUGUCAAGGUGUUGAACCACAGAUUGUAACAGGAAGCCAUGAUUGUACUAUACGAUAUUGGGAUGUGGCAUCUGGUAAAUCCAUAACUACGUUGACUAAUCAUAAAAAGAGCAUCAGAUCUAUUGUUAUUCAUCCUACUCAAUAUACAAUGGCUUCAGCAUCUGCAGACAAUAUAAAACAAUGGAAGUUUCCAGAAGGUAAUUUCAUCCAAAAUCUCGGAGGUCAUAAUGCUGUUCUUAACUGUAUGGCAAUUAAUUCAGAUAAUGUUUUGGUUUCUGGUGGCGACAACGGAAGCAUGCAUUUUUGGGAUUGGAAGACUGGAUACAAUUUUCAAAGAGCACAGACGCUUGUUCAGCCAGGAUCCCUAGAUAGUGAAAGUGGCAUAUUCGCAAUGACUUUUGAUCAAAGUGGUACUCGAUUGUUUACUUGUGAAGCAGACAAGACAAUCAAAGUUUACAAAGAAGACGAUGAAGCUACCGAAGAAACGCACCCUAUUAACUGGAGACCGGAUAUCAUUAAAAGGAAGAAAUACUAAAUAACUGCAAACUUAAAUGUUAAUAAUAUAUCUUAAUACUUACAUUAGUACUAUGAUAUUACAAUAUAUAUUAAAAGUCUUCAUUACCUUGGCGAUUUUAACGAAGCAGUCUACAAAUUAAAAAUAAAAUAUGUAAGAAAUUCUUGAUCCUCAUUAACGCAGAUAAAAAUAAUUUUUUUUGCGUUUAUUACUGGCAAAAUAUUGAAUUGAAAUAAAUUUAAAUUGAUUAAUGUA
Hydra vulgaris (swiftwater hydra) is the source of this 1777-nucleotide messenger RNA. Its product is annotated as pleiotropic regulator 1. Gene Ontology annotation, molecular function: protein binding. NCBI's taxonomy places the organism in Eukaryota, Metazoa, Cnidaria, Hydrozoa, Anthoathecata, Hydridae. The record is from RefSeq and is a predicted model, not a curated record. Gene Ontology annotation, cellular component: catalytic step 2 spliceosome; precatalytic spliceosome; Prp19 complex. Gene Ontology annotation, biological process: mRNA splicing, via spliceosome.